AUGAUUGCGGAGGCAGAGGGGAAAGGACCCCCGGCUGCAGAAGCCAGCAAAGUGGCUGGGGGCUACAUGUCUUGUAACGCCCAGCAGGUCCAUAGUGUCCCUCUCGCUCAGCCCCCUGCCUCCAACAACACAGAAGAUGAGGAUGAAAGUGAAGAUGAGUCAGACAUCUUGGAGGAGAGUCCCUGCGGCCGCUGGCAGAAACGCAAAGAGGAGGUGAACCAACGAAAUGUUCCCGGCAUAGACAUGGCAUACUUGGCUAUGGAUACCGAGGAAGGCGUGGAGGUGGUGUGGAAUGAAGUCAUGUUCUCGGAGAGGAAGAACUUCAAGUUGGUGGAGGAUAAGGUAAACGCUGUUUUUGAUCAUCUGAUUCAUUUGGAACAUGCAAAUAUUGUCAAGUUCCACAAGUACUGGAUUGACGCCAAAGAGAACCGGGCCAGGGUGAUUUUCAUUACCGAGUACAUGUCAUCAGGAAGUUUGAAGCAGUUUCUAAAGAAGACCAAAAAGAACCACAAGGCCAUGAAUGAAAAGGCUUGGAAGAGAUGGUGCACGCAGAUCCUGUCAGCUCUCAGUUAUCUCCACUCAUGUGAUCCCCCCAUCAUCCACGGCAACCUGACCUGUGACACCAUCUUCAUCCAGCAUAAUGGCCUUAUCAAGAUCGGUUCAGUGGGUCCAGACACUAUCAACAAACAUGUGAAGACUUGCCAUGAAGAACAGAAGAACUUGCAUUUCUUUGCCCCGGAAUAUGGCGCUGUCACUGACGUGAGCACAGCUGUCGACAUCUACUCAUUCGGCAUGUGUGCCCUUGAGAUGGCGCUAUCGGAGAUCCAGGUAAAUGGAGAGUCCUCAUAUGUGUCUGAGGAUGCUGUCAAUACUGCCAUCCAGCUGCUAGAGGAUCCACUACAGAGGGAACUAAUUCAGAGAUGCCUGGAUUGUGACCCAUGCACAAGGCCCACCGCCCGAGAGCUGCUCUUUAACCAGGCUCUGUUUGAAGUGCCACUACUGAAGCUGCUGGCUGCUCACUGUAUUGUCCGCCACCAAUACAUGAUUCCAGAGAACGCAUUGGAGGAAAUAACCAAGAACUUGGACCCUAAUCUCGUUAUCGCUGACAAGAAAGAUGAUGUUCAGCUCAAGUUCUCACAAUUUCCAGCCUUGGAGCUCGAUAAAUUCCUGGAGGAUGUGCGAAACGGGAUUUAUCCCCUAACAGCGUUCGGCCUUCCUUCUCCGAAGCAUCCACAACAACAAAAUGUUAAAUCUCCCAUUAUCGUUCCUUUGGUCAAGUCCCCCACACCUGAGCUUGCAGAGCUUGAAACACGGCGGCUUAUUCAUAUGCAGUGCAAUGUUGAACUCAUUGAGGAGGGACCCAAAUUUCAUCUGACAUUGUUGCUGAAGCUGGAGGACAAGCUGAACAGACAUCUAAGCUGUGACAUGUUACCUCAUGAAAGUGUUCAAGAUUUGGCUGGAGAAUUGGUGCAACUUGGCUUCAUCUGUGAGAUGGACCAAACCAAAAUAGCCUCACUCCUUCAAGAAAGCUUCAGUCAAGUUCUUGACUAG
Molecule: messenger RNA, 1551 nt
Organism: Nerophis lumbriciformis (worm pipefish)
Lineage: Eukaryota; Metazoa; Chordata; Actinopteri; Syngnathiformes; Syngnathidae
Source: RefSeq, a predicted model, not a curated record